This is a messenger RNA of Guyanagaster necrorhizus, 852 nucleotides long. RefSeq lists its product as uncharacterized. NCBI's taxonomy places the organism in Eukaryota, Fungi, Basidiomycota, Agaricomycetes, Agaricales, Physalacriaceae. The record is from RefSeq and is a predicted model, not a curated record. The coding region runs from base 1 to 852 and encodes 283 amino acids. The transcript has 4 exons.
AUGGAAUUCUCCACGUCUAAAUCUCUCGGAUCUCCUUCAGUCUCCCUCCUACCGAGGGGACUCCCUGCAGACACACCCGUCUCCAUCCGCUCAUGUCGCUGCGGCCUCAAUUACCCAAACGGUUGCGAAUGGCACAUCUUUCACCCUGGAGGAAAGGUUCUCGUUAUCCACCACAAAAAAUCUUCCGAGGAACCUGCAGAGGCUCAACGCUCUCCUCCUAAUUCGCCCUCCAAUCUCACCUCGGUCUCGUUAACUGAGGGCCAGCUCAACUCUUUCGGGUUUGGUUACCACAAGGAUGCUACGUUCACCCUCACGCAAAACUUGUCAAAGCAGACGGACUUGGAUCCAUGGGUACAGGUAUUAAAAGACGGAAGAAACCAAUGCUUGGGUUGUGAUGUCGAUAUAGAUCCAAGGUAUUGGACCGAGCAUCGGGAAGUCUGUCGUGGCAUCGAAAUGAGAGUCGUCGAUGUCAUAGCGGACGCUUGGGAAAAGGAAGCGAAGAACGGGUCCUUUGCGUCUCGUGCCCUCGGGAUUUUCUCUCUACUCGUUAUAAUUCGUACCGAGAUUAUAUUCUAUCUGCGAAACGUUCAUCGAAGGCCGUAUUGGGGAUCAACCGUCCCUACUAAAUCGGAUAUCGACACGAGAGAAAAACGAUCAGCACAAGAAAAGGUCAAGAGCUUAGGGUUUAGAAAACCGGCAUAUGAAAGAAAACUGAAAAAAUUGCCAGAUCCAUUCCUCGGCCUGAACAGCGGGCCCGGGACCAACCACACGUUGGCUUUUCAUCCAUCAUCCAUACUUAUCUCUCUAAUUCUUUCCUCGAUAACCUCUUAUUACAUGAUUAUGAAGAAGUGA